This is a messenger RNA of Colletotrichum orchidophilum, 3588 nucleotides long. Its product is annotated as WSC domain-containing protein. The transcript has 4 exons. NCBI's taxonomy places the organism in Eukaryota, Fungi, Ascomycota, Sordariomycetes, Glomerellales, Glomerellaceae. The coding region runs from base 1 to 3588 and encodes 1195 amino acids. The record is from RefSeq and is a predicted model, not a curated record.
AUGAGGGCCGCACAGUUGUCUUUCGCUAUUCUUUCUGCUUCUUCUCUUGCCAAUGCCCUCGCUUAUCCGCCUGGCAUUCACAAGCGCGCGGCACCUCCCGCAACUCUCGCUAAUGGUUACACCUACCAGGGCUGCUACGUCGAUGUUGGCCGAACAAUCUCUGAUGCCGCCACGGCAAACGGACAGAUGAGCAACGAUGCUUGCACAACGUUCUGCUAUAACAAGGGUUUCACCUACGCUGGUACCGAGUACUACAACGAAUGCUACUGCGGCAACGCCUUGGCCAAGAACGGCGUGCCUGCCAACGAGGCCGAUUGCUCUACGCCAUGCAGCGGAAACGCCACUCAGCCUUGCGGAGGCCCCAACCGACUUUCGUUAUAUCACACAUCCCUCAUCCUCGGCCCCUCUGUUAAUCCCGGUGUCGGUGACUGGAGCAGCAUUGGAUGCUAUGCUGAGGGAACCACCGGCCGCGCUCUCACUUACGGAAUCGGAAGCAUCCCUGGUGGUGAGAUGACCGUUGCCAAAUGCACUGCUGCUUGUGCCAGUGCCAACUUCAUUCUUGCUGGCGUCGAAUACUCUGGCGAAUGCUACUGUGGCAGUACCAUCUCCAACGGUGGUGGCCCUGCCGUCGAUGGCUGCACCAUGCUUUGCAACGGCAACUCUUCCGAGUACUGUGGUGGUCCGAACCGCUUGAACGUAUACGACUUCCAGCAUCAGUUUAAGCCUCUCCCUAGCUCAACAUCAACCCCGGCACCCACGAGCACUCCGGUAUCUAGCUCAAGCAGCUCUGUUGUCUCUUCCAGUAGUGCCGUAUCGUCCUCGAGCAGUAUCGUAUUGUCCUCCAGCAGUAUCGUAUCGUCCUCCAGCAGCUUCGUUGUCUCUUCUAGCACGGUUGUCUCCUCCAGCUCGGUCGUCUCUUCCAGCAGCUCGGCAACCCCCACGCCGACUGGUCCCAGUCAACCAGCGACUGUUGGUGUUUGGAAGUGGUAUGGUUGCCAGACUGAAGCCACAAACGCUCGUGCUCUUAGUGCAAAGACAACUGCUUCUGACGACAUGACUCUGGAGAAGUGCGCCGCUUUCUGUGAUGGCAAUACGUUCUUCGGUCUCGAAUACUCUCGCGAGUGCUGGUGCGGCAACUCUUUCGCCGCCGGCUCUGUCCCAGCCCCGUCUAGCCAAUGCUCUAUGAAGUGUAUGGGCAACCAGUUCGAAUACUGCGGAGAGGGCAACCGUCUUUCUGUCUACACCAUUGGCAGUGCCUCCCAGUCGUCGUCCUCAUCUUCGUCAUCUUCAUCUUCAUCCGUCGCUGGCUCAGUGACUGGUGCCGCCUCAACUACAACCUUCACUGCAGCUCCCUCUGCCACUGGGUACCCCACUGGCUGGACAAAUCAGGGAUGCUGGGUAGACAACCUGAAUGGCCGCAUCCUGCCUAACCAGCUUCAAGACGACCCGGCCAUGACACUUGCUUCCUGUGCCAAAGCCUGCUCUAGUGCCGGUUACACUGUCGCCGGUGCAGAAUACCACACACAGUGCUUCUGUGGUAACGCCAUCUAUAACGGCGGUGCUGUCGCAUCUGAUCCGACAACUUGCAACACUCCCUGUGGAGGAAAGUCCUCCGAGAUGUGUGGUGGCGGUAACCGUAUGACCAUUAUCUCCAAGGGCACUCCUCAGACGUACGCCCCUCCCGUGGCCCAAAAAAGCGGUUUCAACGGAAGCUGGACCUACCAGGGCUGUGUUCAGGACAACGUCGGAGCUCAACCCAACCCGCGCACCUUCUACUGGCAGAACAUCUUCGCUGGCACCAUGACCGCCGGUAUGUGCUUGGACAGGUGUGCCCAGUUUGGAUACAUGGCAGCCGGACUUGAGUACGGUGAAGAAUGCUACUGUGGCGAUCCUGCCAACAUUGUUACCCAGAAGGCCCUCUUCGUGGACGAAUCCGAGUGCAAUAUUGUUUGCCCUGGUAACCUCAGCUCCAUCUGUGGUGGUGGCGCUCGUCUCUCUACGUACUUCUGGACUGGCACCACGCCUCUCUACUCAUGGAACUUCGGUGCCGAUGCUACCACUGCUGGUGCCUACGAAUACCUCAUUGGCGGCGUGAGCAUCCCCCUGAUGACGAUGGAGACUAUCACUGGCAAGGUGACCUUCCUCGAGAAGUUCGGCACUGGCCCCCCUAAUUCCACCGGCGCUUACGAGCUCGACCUUUCUCUCGUCCCGGAUAUCUCCAAGUCUUGGAGAGAGAUGCACGUCAAGACCGACAUCUUCUGCUCUGCCGGUAUCACCCUUCCUGACAAGGCCGGCCGCCAGCUCAACAUUGGCGGAUGGUCUGGCGAUUCUACCUACGGUGUCCGUCUGUACUGGCCCGAUGGUCAGCCAGGAACGCCUGGCACCAACGAUUGGCAGGAGGACGUCACGAAUCUUCGCCUGCAGGACGGCCGUUGGUAUCCCUCUGCCAUGAUCAUGGCCAACGGUUCCAUCUUCGUCAUUGGCGGUGAGGAGGGAUCCAAUGGCCGCGCUGUGCCUACCAUUGAGGUUCUGCCCAACACUGGUACUCAGCCCCUGUACAUGGACUGGCUUGCGCGGACCGACCCCAACAACCUGUACCCUUUCGUUGCCGUUCUCCCCAGCAAGGACAUCUUCGUCGCGUACUGGAACGAGGCUAGAAUCCUUGACCACGUCACCUUCAACACCAAGACUGUUCUCCCCAACAUUCCUGGUGCUGUUAACAACCCCUUGGGUGGCCGCACUUACCCUCUUGAGGGGACUGGUGUUCUUCUUCCUCAGUAUGCACCUUACACGGAUCCGCUUGGAGUCCUCAUCUGCGGUGGUUCUACUGAUGGUCCCGCCACUGCCCUGGACAACUGCGUGUCCAUUGAGCCUGAGGGUACCAAUCCCCAGUGGGUGAUCGAGCGUAUGCCUUCGCGUCGUGUCAUCUCGUGCAUGGCCCCCCUUCCCGAUGGAACUUAUCUCAUCAACAACGGUGCUCAGCACGGUGUUGCUGGAUUUGGUCUCGCCAACGACCCCAACCUCAAUGCCCUUCUGUACGAUCCCACGAAGAAGAUUGGCCAGCGUAUCACAGUGAUGGCCAACACCACCAUCGCUCGUCUCUACCACUCCGAGUCCAUCACCCUUCUCGACGGUCGCGUUCUUGUCAGUGGUUCCGACCCUGAAGAUGGCGUUAACCCCCAGGAGUACCGUGUUGAGGUCUUCAAGCCUCCCUAUCUCACCUCCGGCAAGACUCGCCCUACGUUCAACCUCACCAACACGGACUGGACCCACGGCCAGAGUGUCACAUUCAGCCUCGGCCACGCCCCUGUCAAUGGCGCCAUCAAAGUCUCCCUUCUCGGUGCGGUGACAUCAACGCACGGUAACUCGAUGGGUGCUCGUACUAUUUUCCCCGCCGUCUCCUGCGGGCCUAUCAGCUGCACCGUCACCGCGCCCCCCAGCGCCGGUGUUGCACCCCCGGGUUGGUAUCAAUUCUUCGUCCUCGACGGUGGCAUUCCUGCUGUCGGUGUCUACGUCCGUAUCGGUGGUGACCCCGCCGGUUUGGGCAAUUGGCCACAAGUCGCCGGCUUCAAGACACCCGGUGUCUAA